Messenger RNA from Naumovozyma castellii, 2658 nucleotides. It is a transcript of the gene SPO75, whose product is annotated as Spo75p. The transcript has a single exon. Bases 1 to 2658 code for a protein of 885 amino acids. Lineage: Eukaryota; Fungi; Ascomycota; Saccharomycetes; Saccharomycetales; Saccharomycetaceae. The record is from RefSeq and is a predicted model, not a curated record.
AUGACAGAAACUAUUGAAAGCAAUGUGAAUAUUUCAACAUAUUUACAAUCCUAUUUGGCUGCCCAAAAUGAACAUGCUACCCAAUUGAUGCUGAAAUUUACUCCUGAAGAAAACACCUUUGAAUCAAGUUUUAGGAAUAUUACAGAAAACAUGUUUUUUAAGCUUUUAAAUACAACAAGAACAGGGUCUGCACAUCAUCACGUAGGGAUUUCCUUACAGAGGUUUCUUUCAGGAAUAUUAGUUUCUGUCCUUUUCUUUUUCUUCCAACUCCUCAUCUUUCUUCUACUCAGAACAAAAUUAAAAACAAUUUACCAAGCAAAUAAAGUUCUAGAAGAAAAUUCUUCUGAUGGUAAUGAGGAUCAUAGUUCGUCGUUUGGAAGGCACUUUUCAUGGAUUAAAGAUAUAUUUCUAAGUCCAAUUGAAAAAUACAAAGACAAAGCCGGUAUUGAUGGGUAUUUUUUUCUGAGAUUCUUGAGGUUUUUAAUGCUUCUAUUUUUUAUUUUAUCAUUCGUUAAUAUACCAUUCUUAGUCCCAGUUCACUUACUAGCCGAAAACUUGAAAUUAGAUUCUCAAACAGGAGAUGACAACCAAUUUAAACCGCAUUUAUUGGAUCGAUUGAAUAUGUCAAAUAUAAUCCCACCAUCUGAGCCCAAUAUCCUCAUUAUUCAUCUGGUAAUAUGUAUAUUUGUUAUUAUUUGGUUCCAUAUUAUGUUAAAAUCUGAAUUAAGGUAUGGUGUUAGUGUAUCUAUGAAGGAAAUUAUGAGGAAUAAGUACCAAACCGUUCUUUAUGUUGAUAAUGUUCCAAGGGAUAUGAACAAAAUUGUUGAAUAUUUUAGUUUAAUAGGUCAAAUAAUGGAUGUCCAAUUUGUUCCCAAAGAUUACAAAAAAUGCCAUAAUAUUUGGAAAAGAUUGUGCAGCAUUGAAGAAAAGUUGGAGAUUAUAUCAAUGGAAAUUAUUUUAGAAAAGAUUUUUGAGAAAAGUAGGCCAAAGACUUUAAAGUAUUUCAAAUUCCACUUCAAUAAGCUGAUUUUUCGUUUAAAGACUUGUCGACGUUUACUUAAUGUUACAUUUUCCCUUCAUUGGGGUAAUAGAGAUGGGGGUCUCUUACACUAUUUGCCAGAAUUAAAAGUUACAAAGGUUCCAUUUCUUGAGGAGAGAUACAUCGCCUUUGAAGAAACAUUAGAGCAUUAUAGAAGAAUGGCAGAUAAAUGGGAUGACAACUACUAUGGAUUGGAAACAGCUCAUCAGGAGCUUAUUGGUACAAGUUCUCAUUCAAAAUCUUAUUUCAAAAAAGUGUUUAUCAAUUUCGAUUCUGUAAAAACAGCUCAUAUAUUUGGUCAACUACUACUAUCACACCAUAAUGACGAGUGGAAUAAUAUUAUUAUCGGGCCUAAUCCUCGUGACAUUAAGUGGGGUAACCUGGCAUUAAAAUCUCCAUAUGUCAUGUUCUUCCGUUCAAUAUUAGCAAGUCUAUUGGGAACUUUAACCAUUGUCGGGUGGAUAUUACCUGUUGUUACCAUAGGACUUAUAUCCCAACUUCCAUUUUUCAAUUCACCAAUCCCUCUUCCUAAAUUUUUUAGUAAAAAUUCUGAAUUUGUUCAGGAUAUGGUAAUGAGUGUAUUCUCAGUAAUGACUCUGGUUUUCUUGACUGAAUUUGUUCCUUUUAUUUUUGAAUGGUUCAGUCAUUUGAGGGCCUGCAAGACGGGAGCUGCAAUUCAAAUCGAUAUUCAAAAUUGGUUUUUCGUUUUCCUAUUUGUUCAUAUAUUUCUGGUUCUCACAAUUUCCUCAGGAAUAUCUUUCGUUAUUGAAAGUUUACUCAAUAACCCAGUUAGCAUUCCCACCUUAUUAGCCCACGAUUUGCCCAAAAGUUCAAAUUUUUUCUGUUCAUUUAUAUUGAUGCGUGGAAUUGCUUACGCUGGAGGUAACAUCAUCAGAGUGAAGGAAUUAUUAAUUGAAUUAUUAUACUAUCGACCAUUUAUGUAUACUCCUCAUAAAAGAUAUGAAAGGUUGACUAGGUCGCUAUCUUUCCAAUGGGGAACAAUUUAUCCAAUAUUUUCCGUUUUGGGGUGUAUCGGUCUCAUUUAUAGCGUAAUUGCACCCAUAAUCCUUCCAUUAUGUUGUGUGUCGUUUUCAUUUGUCUAUUUUUCAUUCAAAUAUCUUUUCGAGUUUCAAUAUAACGAAGAGAAUAAAUCAGAGACAUUUGGUAAAUUAUAUUCGCAUGCUUUAAUGGAGCUCUAUACAGGCCUAUAUUGCAUGGAAUUCUGUGUUAUGGGAAUCUUUGCCAUUUCAAACGCGUACAAGUUAUCCUUUUGUCUUUUUAUUAUAGUUAUUAUGACUGUUAUAACACAGUACAAGAUUUCUACUGUCUAUCUAUCGCGCUGGAACCAAUUGCCAUUAUAUUAUAUCAAAGAAAAUCAGUCAUUAGAGUCCAGAGAUUUAGCUGAAACCGAUUAUAACGAUGCAAGAUGCAAUUUGAAAGAGUUUGAAAUUCCAUUAAUUGACACCAAAAAGAAACAUGACGAGAUAUGGUUGCUAAACAAUGACCAAGGAAUAGGUGAGGAGGAACAAGAGCACUUGGAAAAACAUUAUGAUGUCGCUUGCAAUUGUGAUAAAUUCUCGGUUGAUAAAUUAGGUAAUGUGUAUUUAAACGAUAAAUAG